Hevea brasiliensis (rubber tree) is the source of this 2388-nucleotide messenger RNA. RefSeq names its product disease resistance protein RPV1-like. The record is from RefSeq and is a predicted model, not a curated record. Bases 1 to 2388 code for a protein of 795 amino acids. The transcript has 3 exons. Gene Ontology annotation, molecular function: ADP binding. Lineage: Eukaryota; Viridiplantae; Streptophyta; Magnoliopsida; Malpighiales; Euphorbiaceae. Gene Ontology annotation, biological process: defense response.
AUGCUCAGUGUGGUACCCACUUUCAUUAAGGAUUCACUUAAUAGGAAGAAAGUUCUUGCUGUUCUUGAUGAUGUUAAUGAUCCAGAGCAACUAGAAGCUUUAGCUAUAAAUGAUGAUCAUUGUUUUGGGCUGGGAAGUAGAAUCAUUUUAAUAAGCAGAGACAAGCAUGUCCUUAGCAGUGCUAAAAAGAUAAAUGAGGUUAAGGUAUAUGAGGUUAAGGGAUUGGAUUGUAGCGAUGCUCUUCAGCUGUUAAGUAUGAAAGCCUUCAAACAAAACCAUCCUCCGGUGGAAUAUAGAGAGUUGUCCAAAAGGGUAGAAACUUAUUGUAAAGGUGUUCCACUAGCUCUCAAGGUUUUGGGUUCCUAUUUGUGCGGAAGGACUUCUAAAGAAUGGGAAAGUGCAUUGAAUAAACUGAAGGUAUCUCCUGACUACAACAUUCUGAAAGUCUUAAAAGUAAGUUAUAAUGCUUUAGAUCGAAUGGAAAAAAGCAUAUUUCUAGAUAUUGCAUGUUUCUUCAAAGGAUAUGACAAAAGCUGGGUAGAAGAUAUAUUAGAUGAUUGGGUGAUAAUUCGUCUAAUGGAUAAGUGUCUCAUAACUAUCGUGGAUGACAAGUUAGAGAUGCACGAUUUGAUAGUGGAAAUGGGUCAAGAUAUUGCUCGGCGGAAGGGUAACCGAUUAUGGAUUUCUACAGAUAUCUGUCAAAUGUUGGCCACAAAUGAUAAUAAGGCAAAGAAAGUAGUUGAAGGCCUAUUUUUGGACAUCUCUACAAUUGGAAGGGUAUAUUUGAAUCCUGCCGUGUUCUCAAGAAUGCACAACUUGAGAUUGCUCAAAUUUUACGGGAGUCCCUGGUUAAAGAAGGAAGGUACUGGCUCCAUAUUUGAAUCUAGCGGAUCAGAUUGUCUAAAAAGUCUUCCUAACAAGUUGAGAUUACUUCAUUGGGAAGAAUACCCUUUCAAGUCUUUGCCAUUAAAUUUUUCCAUGGAAAACCUUGUCCGCCUCAUCAUGCCAUGUAGCGAAGUUGAAGAGCUCUGGAAUGGAUCUACGUGUUUGCCAAACUUAAAAUCUCUUGAUCUUAAUUGCUCAGAGAAUCUGAAAAUAGUCCCUGAUUUUUCUAUGAUGACAAGCCUGGAAGUGAUAAAUUUUGAUGGUUGUGAGAGUUUGAUUGAGAUUCCAUCAUCCAUUCAGUGCCUGGAAAGACUCCGUUUUCUUGAUAUAGGUCAGUGCAAAAAGUUGAUAAGUCUUCCACAAAUGCCGAGAGGCAUAAAAUAUUUAUAUCUCAAUUAUUCUGGAGUGGAAGAGUGGUCUACGUCAUCUAUCCAAUUUCUUGACAAUCUUCGGUUCUUAAAUAUUUCCCAUUGCGAAAACCUUAGAAGUCUUCCAAGAAUUAUAUAUUGCAAUACUUUAACACUUGAUAUCAGUUUCUGCCCAAAUCUCAUCAUGGCUCCGCAGAUUAUGGAAAUGCUCAACGGUCUCCCAAAUAGCACUUGCGAAUGGAAAGGCUCUGAGAUUCUGAGUCUCCGUGGCUGUUCAAAUCUUGAGAAAUUGCCUCCCUUAUUUGGUUUACUCUCUUUACGAUAUCUAUAUCUAGAUGGCACUGCACUUGUAGAAAUUCCCCCUGACAUUGUUUCUUUGUCAUCAUUAGAAGUACUGUCUCUAAGUGAUACUCCAAUGGAAGAAUUGCCGUCAUCAAUUGGUUGUCUCUCUUCACUUGUUAGUUUGUAUUUGAAGAGAUGUAAAAACCUUAAGAGUCUCCCAAACAGCAUUUGUGAAUUGAAAUGUCUUGGGACUCUACAUCUCAGUGGCUGUUCAAAUCUAGAGAAAUUGCCUCCUUUAUAUGGUUUAUGCUCCUUAAACGGGAUAUAUCUAGAUGGCACUGCACUUGUAGAAAUUCCCCCUGACAUUGUUUCUUUGUCAUCAUUAAAAGUACUAUCUCUAAGUGAUGCUCCAAUGGAAGAAUUGCCGUCAUCAAUUGGUUGUCUCUCUUCACUUGGUCGUUUGAAUUUGCAGAGAUGUAAAAAGCUUAAGAGUCUCCCAAACAGCAUUUGUGAAUUGAAAUGUCUUAAGACUCUACAUCUCAGGGGCUGUUCAAAUCUAGAGAAAUUGCCUCCUUUAUAUGGUUUAUGCUCUUUACGAGAUCUAUAUCUAGAUGGCACUGCACUCGUAAAAAUUCCCCUUGACAUUUUCUCUUUAUCAUCAUUGGGAGUAUUGUUUCUAAAUGAUACUCCAAUAGAAGAAUUGCCGUCAUCAAUUGGUUAUGAAUUGAAUUUUUGUAAUUGCGUAAAUUUGGACCAAAAUGCACGUGGCACCAUUAUGGCAGAUGCUGUCCAGAGAAUUAAAGAAUUAGCCAUUGCUAGAAGUUAUCCAGAAGCAAAAUGCCUGAGUGGUUGA